Glycine soja is the source of this 1037-nucleotide messenger RNA. RefSeq names its product glucan endo-1,3-beta-glucosidase-like. NCBI's taxonomy places the organism in Eukaryota, Viridiplantae, Streptophyta, Magnoliopsida, Fabales, Fabaceae. The coding region runs from base 1 to 975 and encodes 324 amino acids. Gene Ontology annotation, molecular function: hydrolase activity, hydrolyzing O-glycosyl compounds. Gene Ontology annotation, cellular component: plasma membrane. Gene Ontology annotation, biological process: carbohydrate metabolic process. The transcript has 2 exons. The record is from RefSeq and is a predicted model, not a curated record.
AUGUCUGUCUCCGCCAUCUUGCUGCUUGUUGGAAUAUUAUCGUCCAUUGGAGUACUAGAAUUUACAGGAAUUUGCUAUGGAAUAAACGGUAAUAAUCUACCAUCAAAGCAAGAAGUUGUGGAUAUGUUUAAAUCAAGGGGUAUACCCAGAAUGCGCAUAUACUCUCCAGAUGAAGAAAUAAUUCAAGCCCUUAGAGGUUCAAGGAUAGAGUUGGUGAUGGACGUGGCUGGAGAUACCAUUCAAUCUCUUACAGAUCCCAAUGUUGCUGCUGAUUGGGUCCAUCGUUAUAUAACAUCCUAUUCACAAGAUGUCAAUUUCAAGUACAUUGUUGUUGGAAACGAAGUUCACCCCAAUUACGAUCUUGCCCCUUACAUUUUACCUGCCAUGACCAACAUUCAGAAUGCAAUUUCAUCAGCCAAUCUGGUAACCAAGGUGUCAACAGCAAUAGACACCACGUUGGUUACCAAUUCCUACCCACCCAACAACAGUGUUUUCACCGCAGAUGCAAGCCCAUACAUAGGGCCCAUUAUCAAUUUCCUAGUGAAGAAUGAAGCCCCACUUCUUGCCAACUUGUACCCUUACUUUGCUUAUGUUAAUAAUCAGAAAGACAUUGAUCUUCACUAUGCUCUUUUUACUCAACAAGGAACCAAUGAUAUUGGGUACCAAAACCUCUUCGAUGCUAUGUUGGAUUCAAUAUACGCUGCUCUUGAGAAGAUAGGUGCACCUAAUUUGGAGGUUGUUGUAUCUGAGAGUGGGUGGCCAUCUGCUGGCGGAGACGGAGCCUUGGUUGAUAAUGCACAUGUUUAUUACUUUCGUUUGAUAAAGCAUGCCUAUAGUGGGAGUGGAACUCCAAAGAGACCGGGUAGGCCUAUACAAACAUUUUUGUUUGCCAUGUUUGACGAAAACCAAAAGCCAGGUGCAGAAGUUGAGCGACAUUUUGGUAUAUUCAAUCCUGAUAAAUCACCCAAAUACUGACAUAUAGGAUGUUCCAAAAUUUGAAAAUGGAAAUUGGUGUAUUUUGAAAAUAAUGUGAUCUU